CCCCACUCACCACAGACAAUUGACCACCUGGAAUGGUCGGUCAAAUAUCACGAGAUGUUGAAGUGCUCUCCUGCAGGACAGUGUACCGUCUGUGUGGUCUUGACCAAGGGUGGACUGAUAACUCAUGGGGCCCCCGGGCAAUAGGGGAUCAUGGGGCCCCUGUGUCCUUGCCCAAACUCAAAAAUGCCUAGGAAAAAGGUACCAGGGGUAUCUCAUGGGGCCCCCUACUGACCCCGGGCCCUCGGGCAGUGCCCGAGUUUCCAAAUGGCCAGUCUACCCCUGAUUCAUCCCCAGUUCUACCUUUUGCUUUUCCA
This is a messenger RNA of Staurois parvus, 314 nucleotides long. The record is from the annotation of a GenBank genome assembly. Lineage: Eukaryota; Metazoa; Chordata; Amphibia; Anura; Ranidae.